CAAGCGCCUUUCUCUCGGAGAAGAAGAAGAUAAAAUCACCAGUUCAAGCAGAAGCAGCAGCGGUAGAAAGAAGAAGAAGAAGCUCAAGGUCUCAGAGAUAGAAUGAAGGCUGGUUUAGAGUUACCUCCGGGCUUCAGAUUCCAUCCAACGGAUGAGGAGCUUGUGAUGCACUAUCUCUGCCGUAAAUGUGCGACACAGUCGAUUGCCGUUCCAAUCAUCGCAGAGAUUGAUCUUUACAAAUACGAUCCAUGGCAGCUUCCAGGCAAGGCGCUUUACGGUGAGAAAGAGUGGUACUUCUUCUCUCCAAGGGACCGGAAGUACCCAAAUGGUUCCCGGCCGAACCGGGCCGCCGGGACCGGUUACUGGAAAGCCACCGGAGCCGAUAAACCGAUUGGACACCCAAAAGCGAUCGGAAUCAAGAAAGCGUUGGUGUUCUAUACUGGGAAGGCACCCAGGGGAGAGAAAACCAACUGGAUCAUGCACGAGUAUCGCCUUGCCGAUGUCGAUAGGUCAGCUCGUAAGAAGAACAGCUUAAGGCUUGAUGAUUGGGUGCUCUGCCGGAUCUACAAUAAGAAGGGCUCCAUGGAGAAACAAACCACCGCCGACGAGAAACCGGCACCGUCAACGACGAAUUGCUCUUCCGAUUUCAUUGACCAGAAGCCGGAACACCUGAAAAUGCUAGCACCACCACCGUCGGCAGUGCCAUCGUUGAUGGACGAGUUUCCGUACAUGGAUACGUCAGAUUCGAUUCCAAGGUUACACACGGAUUCAAGCUGCUCGGAGCAUGUGCUAUCGCCAGAGUUUACCUGCGAGAGAGAGGUUCAAAGCGAGCCCAAGUGGAAUGAAUGGGAUAAAGCCCUCGAAGUUCCGUUUAAUAACAUGGAUGCCAUUGAUAACCCUUUCGCUCAGUUCCACAACAGUAAUAGUAACAACGUGCUCAAUCCUUUGCAAGACAUGUUCAUGUACCUGCAUAAGCCCUUCUAAGCUGCCAUCGGGAAACGGAGUUUCAAAAAAAAAAUUUUACUUCCAUGGCAUGGCACAUGAGACUAAAGUCUGUGAGUGUGCAUGUGCGAGGGUGGCACACGAGUUGUAGCAAGGAUUUUGCUAACAUGCAUUUGG
Molecule: messenger RNA, 1119 nt
Organism: Telopea speciosissima
Lineage: Eukaryota; Viridiplantae; Streptophyta; Magnoliopsida; Proteales; Proteaceae
Product: NAC domain-containing protein 2-like
Exons: 3
Coding region: 103-984 (293 amino acids)
Biological process (GO): regulation of DNA-templated transcription
Molecular function (GO): DNA binding
Source: RefSeq, a predicted model, not a curated record